AUGGUUCUAGAAUUUUUAAAUGAACUUUCCCACGAUUUCACAAAACUACUCGAAAAUAAACAAGACUCGGACUUUUCAAUUACCAUUGGUAGCGAACCCGAUAAUGUAAAGGUUUUCCAUUUACAUCGAUUGAUUCUGCGUGCUCGGUCACCGUUUUUUGCGGCUAUUUUUAAUUUGACGACGACGAAAACGAAUACUAAUAAGAUUGGUGAAUUCUCGAAAAACGCUGAUAGUUCUAAUAAUCAAUUGGCAAUAAAAAAUGAGGAUCUUUUUAAGAAUACCUCGCCUGCUAUUUUUGAAGUGAUUGUCAAAUUUCUUUACGGUGGAGCAUUUAACGUUAAAACACAUAGUCUCGAUGAGUUAUUCGAAAUUCUUGUGACUGCACAUAAAUUCAGAGUCAAGUCGCUUACUUCCUAUCUCGAAGAAUAUCUAACAACCAAACGAGCGGAUGACCUACGACAGAAAUUCGCUCAACUCACCAAAAUAGUUUACGAGAAUUCGAGUCUUACAAAAUUACAAAGUUUUCACAAUGAUGCGACAGAGAAUGCCGCAGAGACAAUAUUUGAGUGUGAAGAUUUCACGUCGCUAUCGGAAGCGACUCUUGUCUCAUUGUUACGAAUCGAUUCGCUUCGAUUAAAGGAGAUUGAAAUUUGGGAAAAAGUUAUAAAAUGGGGAAUAUUCCAAUGUCAAAAUUUACCCGCAGAUUUUUCGUCGUGGACUGCACGACAUUUCGAGACUCUGCGUGUAAAUUUAUCAUGUUGUAUACCACUGAUACGUUUCUUUGAUAUCUCUUCAGAAGACUUUCAUCAAAAAGUUUUGCCCUAUCAACAAAUUAUUCCGGAUCAGAUAUUAAAAGAUUUAAUAGACUAUCAUAGAGCGGGAUACGCACCAAUAACGCCUAUUCUUCCUUCUAGAAGUCCAUUUAUGUAUUCGUCUACACUGUUACGGAAACAGCAUGCGAGAUUUCUAUCUCGAGCUAUCGAAGGAUCAUCAUCAAUAAACGGUAUUUCCACACCGUGUAUAAAUAGCACAUCACAAUGCUCGUAUGAAUUUCGUUUGAUUCUACGAGGCAGUCGUGAUGGAUUCUCCCCUUCAAUUUUUCAUCGAUUCUGUGAUGGAAAAGGACCAACUAUAACCGUCAUAAAAAUAGCCAAUUCCGAGAAACUGAUUGGUGGUUAUUGUCCAUUCAGUUGGCAAUCGAAAGGAGGUUAUCAAUAUACGACCGAAAGUUUCAUCUUUCAAUUACACGAGCAAACAUGUAAAAACGGAAUCUUGAGUCGUGUCGUCGAUCCGACUAAAGCGGUCUAUUUCUGGCAAACCUUUGGUCCAGGAUUUGGAAAUGGCCCCGAUUUGGCGUUACGUGAAAAUUUCAAAGAUCCUUCACAAUCGUUUUGUCGCCAGAAAUCUUAUGAAGAACCUAUUAUUCCUGGUGCGGAUAGACGUAGAGUUCAUUUUACUACGGAAGAAUACGAACGGUAUGACGGUUGUAGCCCCUCUUUUAUCGCUCGUUCACCUGGACGUGUGAACCUUAUUGGGGAACAUAUCGAUUACGCGGGUUUCGGGGUUUUGCCAAUGGCCAUAAGUCGUGAUGUACUUAUUGCUGUUUCAUACGAGGAUACUAACAAUAAUAAUGGCGAAAUAGUCGUAGAAAUUUCCAAUAUACAGAACACACGCUACCCGGACAGAAAAUUUGUGUAUCAGGGUAAAGAACGUGUUGUUGAUAUUGAGAAUGAAGAAGGAGUCGUGGAAUGGGGCAAUUAUUUCAAGUGUGGAUAUAAAGGUGCACUUCAAUACCUACAAUUAAAUCGUCCUAAAGGAAUGCGUUGUUUGAUUGAUGGGAAUGUGCCGGAAGGCGGUGGGUUGUCGAGCUCGGCCGCAUUUACAUGUUGUGCGGUAUUGGCCACUUGUUUUGCUAAUGGUGCUCAGUUGAAUAAAAUUCAAUUGACGGAGAUUGCAGCCUCAUGUGAGCGAUUCAUUGGACUUGGUACCGGAAACAUGGAUCAAACAGCUUCUAUCUGCUCCCUUCUCGAUCACGCACUCUACAUAGAAUUUCUCCCGACUCUAACACCCACACCCAUAAAAUUGCCCACCAUCAACCCGCCUCUGGCAUUUGUAAUCGCAAAUUCACUUACCAAGGCCGACAAAGUAGCCACCGCGCCUACAAACUACAAUUUACGUGUAGUCGAAACAAAAAUUGCUGCAUAUUAUUUGGGCCGACAACUUUUCGACAAAGAUUGUGAGAUCUUACGAAAUGUGGUGGAUUUAUACGAUUCCGAUAAUCACAAAAAGGGUGUGACCAUAGAAAAAUUAAAUGCGCUUUCACAUGAGAUUGACCGGUUAUUUGAAAAGAAACAAGAAGGAUAUCGAUUAUCAGAGCUUUCGAUUCUUCUGGAACUUGAUGUUUCGGAAAUCAAGCGCCGGUUUAUUGGACAGUAUACUAUACGUGCUGAAACCUUUCAUUUAUAUAAACGUGCGAAACAUGUGAUAGAAGAGUCGCUAAGAGUAUUAAAGUUUUAUGAGGCUUGUGUACGAGGUUGCGAUGCAGACGACCAUAGUAAAAGCGAAGAGCUAUUUGAUACAUUAAGCAAGUUGAUGAAUCAAAGUCACGCGAGUUGUCGUGAUCUUUAUGAUUGUUCGUGUAAGGAAUUGGACCAGCUUGUCGAAAUAUGUUUGGGGAAUGGAGCAAAGGGAAGUCGAUUGACUGGUGCUGGAUGGGGCGGAUGCACUGUAUCCUUAGUUCCUUUAAAUAUGGUUAAUAGUUUUAUACAUAACGUUCGCGAGAAAUAUUAUCGACCACUGUUUCCAAAUUUAAGCAAAGCAGAAUUAAGUAAUGUCAUAUUUGCGACUACCCCGGGAAGCGGGGCUGCUGUUAUCAUUGAUUUAUAA
This is a messenger RNA of Ambispora leptoticha, 2886 nucleotides long. NCBI's taxonomy places the organism in Eukaryota, Fungi, Glomeromycota, Glomeromycetes, Archaeosporales, Ambisporaceae. The record is from the annotation of a GenBank genome assembly.